AAUCUGUUUUCGUUUGGUGCUUCGGAUGUGCAAUGUUUUAUGUUUCUAUUAGCAAAGCAGAAGCAGUGGAGGUGGGAGGAGACGCCGAGAGGCGGCGGCGGCGGCGCGCAUCCUCCGCGGCCAGGCCGAGCAGAGCCUGCAAUUUGGCUUGUGUGGAAACUGUGUAGGAAGUUGUGUAAAUCGGAGGCUGCUCGGGUCAAAGGCCAUCAGCGUUAGGUGAUGUAUUAAAACUUUGUCCGGCUGGCCCGGGAAGACUAAAAGGUACGGCUGCGGCGGCCAGGGAAGUGAAACCAGCACAAAGAACAGAGCGACGAGAUGGCGACGAAGGCCCGUGUUUUGUACAACUUCGUAGCUGAACCUGGAAAUGAUGAACUGACAGUCAACGAAGGAGAGAUCAUCACCAUAGCCAAUCGGAACGUAGGUGGUGGAUGGUGUGAAGCAACAAAUGCUCAGGGAGUGACAGGUCUUGUUCCAACUGACUAUGUGGAGAUUAUUUCAGGAAGUGGAGCAGCACAGAGUCAAGCAAAUAACCUUGCAGCGUUUGAUCCCUUCUCAACAUCUCAUGGUGGUGCAGGAUUCGGAAGUUCAUUUACCCCACAAAAUAAUAGUCAGACACAGAACAUCACUGAUCCGUGGUCUAACUGGCAGACAAGCUCAGCUGGAAACUGGAACACAGAUAAUGCACGUAACAGUGGAAAUGCCUGGAAUGCCUGGCCGACAAACACAGAGAGUUUUAAUGCACAGAACAGUGGCAAUGGCGGUACAGCUGGCUACGGUCAUCCACAGGCUUACCAGGGUCCAGGUGUUGCGGAUGAUGAUGAGUGGGAUGACGAAUGGGAUGAGGCCAAGGUAUCUCCAAAUAUUCUUCCACGGACUGAAACAGAGUCACCGGAGACAGCUUUGGCUCGUGGAGGUCCUCGUAACGCUUCAGUGAAGAUGUCACUCAACAGAUUUCCAACAUUUUCCAAACAUGGGCCUGAAGUCUACCUACUUUCAAAACAACCAUUAAAAACUGAUGAGAAGAUCAUAAUCCAUAAAGGUGAAGUUGGUCCUGUUUGGGAAUAUCCUGCAUCCUCUCUGAGCUGUGUAGUUGCUGAUCCAAAAAAGGGAUCCAAGCUAUAUGGAUUGAAGAGUUACAUUGAGUAUCAAGUAACUCCCAAUAACACUAAUCGAUCAGUCAACCACAGAUAUAAGCAUUUUGACUGGUUAUAUGAGCGUCUUCUGAUCAAGUUUGGUUCAGCUAUUCCCAUUCCUUCACUUCCAGACAAGCAAGUUACAGGUCGGUUUGAAGAAGAAUUCAUCAAGAUGCGAAUGGAGAGAUUGCAGGGUUGGAUGAAUAGAAUGUGUCACCAUCCAAUCAUUUCAGAGAGUGAGGUCUUCCAGCUCUUUAUCACUUACCGAGAUGAAAAGGAAUGGAAAUUAGGCAAGCGAAAAACCGAGAAGGAUGAUGUUGUUGGUGUCAUGAUCUUUUCAACAGUGGAGCCACCAGCCGAGGACAUUGGCCUAUUGGAUGCGGAACAAAAAGUUGAAGUAUUUAGUAAAUUCACUAAGGCUAUGGAUGAUGGAGUCAAGGAUCUUCUCAAUGUGGGACAGGAGCAUUGGAAGAGGUGUACAGGGGCACUGCCUAAGGAGUAUCAGAAGAUAGGAAAAGCGCUGCAAAAUCUUUCACAGGUCUUCACAACCAGUGGUUAUGAAGGUGAAUCCAUUCUGACAGAUCCUUUAACUGAAGCAGGAAAGACCUAUGAAGAAAUAGCUAACCUCUUUGCAGAACAGCCCAAAAAAGAUCUGCAUUAUUUGAUGGAAACCAACCAGGAAUACAAAGGAUUAUUAGGAUGUUUCCCUGAUAUCAUUGGAGUGCACAAGGGUGCCAUAGAAAAAGCCAAAGAGGGUGACAAGUUGGUUGCCUUAAAUAAGAUAACAGCACAGGAAAAGAGCACCAUGGUGAGUCGUAUUGGCACCAUGUCUUACUCAUUACAAGCUGAGAUGAAUCACUUCCACAGUAAUCGGAUUUAUGAUUACAAUUCUGUAAUGCAACACUACUUACAGCAACAAGUCCAGUUUUAUGAGACAAUUGCAGCAAAACUGAAGCAAGCAUUGAGUCAUUUUACAGUGCAACAGUAAACCCUGCAAAGUAAUCAGCCUUAAUUGACCAGAAGGUGAAGGAAACCUAUGCUGUGAAGUGUGUUUAUGAAGGAAAAGCACAAGAAAGACAUCUCAAAUUAAGGUUUUGUUUGAGAUAAUGUUAAGCAUGCAAAACAGCUGUUUGGACCAUUUAUUGUUCUGUUGCUGCAAAAUUGUUUCAUGACUUUUGAGUAUAAACAUGGUGAACUUUUGUUACUUUAUGCAUUAUUCUUUGUCUCUUUCUUGUGUGUUCCAUUUCAGGACAUAUGCACAGUUGUAUUUUUGACCAGCAGUGACAUCAUUUUAGGAAUUAUUGUUGAUAUCAUGACGCCAUGGUAGCUGCUACUGCCUGUAUAAAUUUCAUUGUUGCAGAUUACUUUGGUUACUAAAUGGGCUACAGGAAGAAGAAAUGCUGCAUUCUGGGGUGGUGGUGGGGGGAUUAUUAUGAUAUUGGAGGCAAUAACGAUGGAACUUGGGAACUGAUUUUUGUUCUCCAUGCAAGUACUUUCUGAAGGCAUGCUUUCAAUUCAAAUGUGUUUUAUCUUUAAUACAUCUAAUAAAAUUUCAUGUCACUUAUGCAUUCUAUAAAUAAAGUGGGCAAGAACAAGACUAUUUUAAAAACAAUUGGAGCAGAUAGCAAAGAGAAAGGCAUUUAAAGAAAGGAUUCCAAAAUGCCAGUAGAUGGAUGCAAUUCAGCGAAAAGUAGUGCAGCACAGACAUGGAAACAUAUGGAAGGAGAAACCUCUUGCAGUGCUUAAACUUUUUAUUGCUCAUUAUUUCAAUUUUUCAAUUCGUACAGAUACCAAGAAUAUAUCAGACCUUGAAAAAUAUAUCUUAACAUUCCUGACUAUGAACUUUGCCAUUUAUUCUUGACCAAAUUUUACUUAGGACGUGGCUUUUCGCUCCAUCCCCUUUCAGCGAUAGCAUUAGUAGAACAAUGUCAAAGGUUAUACUCUGAGGUGCCACUCUGAAAAGCUUAAUGGGCAUAGUUGGUUUACAAUUUGGCUUUUGUAAUGAAGUGUAUGUCACAUUUUUGUUUUACAAUAAUCACCAUCUUUGGCCUCUUCAUCAUUAUUAUUGCUGCCUAAGCUACCAAACUACCAAAAAGUUGCUUUUUGAAGAAUUAUAUGUUAACAAUAUUUUAGCAAAAUGAUUGCUAUUCUUAACUGAUUAUCAGUUCUUUUUCAAAUCCAGCCCUCCAAAGUUCAGGGCUGGCAUAAACUUCAUGUAAAUGCAAAAAAAUUCAAAGUCAUUCUGAAUAGAGCUAUUAAAUUACCUGGAGCCGUGCUUAAAUUUAAAAUGACUGCACAAAUAUAUCUGUAAUUAUACAGACAUACAUUUAUGAAUCUAAGAGGACUAUAAGAGCAUGUUUGCACCAAAGAUAACUAUUUAAUUUUGUAUUGACAUUAUUUUUGGAUGAUGAACUAAUAAAUGUUCUAUGCUUAUA
Messenger RNA from Mobula hypostoma (lesser devil ray), 3568 nucleotides. It is a transcript of the gene snx9b, whose product is annotated as sorting nexin 9b. NCBI's taxonomy places the organism in Eukaryota, Metazoa, Chordata, Chondrichthyes, Myliobatiformes, Myliobatidae. The transcript has 18 exons. Bases 316 to 2121 code for a protein of 601 amino acids. The record is from RefSeq and is a predicted model, not a curated record. Gene Ontology annotation, molecular function: phosphatidylinositol binding; protein binding. Gene Ontology annotation, biological process: endosomal transport; endocytosis; plasma membrane tubulation. Gene Ontology annotation, cellular component: plasma membrane; cytoplasmic vesicle.